GAGGGAGAGGCCAACAUGAGCCACAGAGGCAGAAGAACAAGAGAGCAGCUGUAGGAAAGGUCUAAGACUCAAGAACCAGAGCUGGAACCAAGAUCAGAACCAGGAUCAAAGCUGGAGUCUACAGUACAACCAGAACCUGGACCAGGAGCCGGAGCAGCUCAGUCCACCAUGUCAGACUCCCUCAGAAGAAAAAGCUCCAGCAGACAGCUCCUGCUGAACCUCAUCAGGGUGACAGCCCAGCGGAGCCAGGAGGAUGCAGAGGAGGUGGAGCGGGAGCGAAGGAGGAGAGCCAGGGAGAACCAGAGAGGAGAGGGGAGCCCCUCCCGUCCAGAGCCCCCCCAAAACAACAACAACCUCGCUCACAACGCAGAGUCAGACGAGGAGCUGAAGCCCAGCUGCUGCCUGGUUCUGGAUGAAGACGAGGGUUUCAGCGACUGGAGCCACAGGUUGGAGAACCGUAACGACCCAGAGGCGCAGGAUGACGGCAGGACCAGACAGCAGAGACCUUCGACACUACAGUGGAAACCAGACAAAGAGGAGAAACAGCAGGAGGAUAAAAAAGAGGAGCAAGGAUGGGAGCCAGAACGAAGCAGUCGAUCCCAGGGAGCUUCAUCAAGACCUCCAGAGAAGUUGUCCUGCAAGAAAAAGGAAGCGAGGACGUCAUACAGCUCGUCAGUCUUCAUGCCGCAGGACACCAGACUGCAGCACGCCAGCGGCCAACCAGCAGACAGGACUUCAUACCUGGCAGCAGGGACGAUGAAGCCACGUGGGGGCGCCUGCCAGUUGGAUGGAGCGGUGAAGCAGGAGGUGCAGAAGGUGCAGCAGGAGGAGGUGCAGGCAGCUUUGCAGAGGGAGUGGGGGGCAGCAGAAACCAUGCAGAGCCCCGCUGAUGAAGAUGACCAGGAGGAAGAAGAGCUGAGAUUCACACAUGACGAAAAGGAAGACCUUCAUCUGGAGGCAGAGGAGAGACAAACAGUGGAGGAAGAUGUGCAGAGGAUGCUAGAUGAGAGAUCAAUGGAGGACAGAGACUGGAGGAGUGAGGAGAUCAACAGGGAGUCUGCAGCUUCUGUUUGCAGCAGCGGGAAAGGAGAGGAGCAGUUGAACUGUUACGGUCCCAUGAGCCCGACAUUCAAGAAACUCCUCAUUCAGUUUUACCCAGAUGAAGUGAACAGCAGAGUCUCAACUGACGGUAAAUGCACGAUCACAGAGCGAACCGAAUCUCUGAGGAAAAGCACCGGCAAUAUAAAGAAGACGCCUCCUCCUGCUCCCGUGUCCAAGAUCGACAAAAGACUGGAGCAGUACACGCACGCCCUCGAGCUGUCCACAAAGGAAGGCAGAUCAGGCGUUCAGCCGCUGACGGAUCUGAUGAAUCCCACUGAACCCGUCGCCUCCAAAAAGAACCUGUUUGAGGCCGGAGACGCCUGGAACCAAAACACCAUCUCGGUCGCUCCAUCGAAGGAUGCAGAUGGUUUAAAGGUCGGAGUGGCUGAUCUCAUCAACCAGUGGGUGAAAGGAGGAGAAGAUGGAAGCAGGUGCAGCUCGCCCUCCAAACCAGCAGAAAUUAAACCCGGUGAUGUUUUAAACAAGAAGAACUUAUGGGAGGGCAUCACUGAUACUUUAUCCUCUGGAAAGGAAGGCAAGGAGUGCUCUGCUGGUAAAAGAUAUAAAUUUGUGGUGACGGGUCACGGCAAGUACGAGAAGGUUCCUGUUGACGACUGCAGUGACGAUGCAAACUACCCGCCAGAUGGAGAGUACCAUGAGGAUUUGUAAAAUACAUGCUGGACUUUUGGAAAGGAAGGAAAUUUAUGAUAAAGCACAACUUUUAGCCACUAACACUUCAUCAUUCUCUGCAUUUCAACCAUUAGGUUACAAAUGUCUCUGUCAUUCCUUGUCUUAAUUUUACAAAAAUCUAGGGACACAAGAAGUGAAUCUUUUCUCUGUUUACUCAUUUUAUCCUGUGAAUAAUAUGUUUUUUCGGUAACAGUUUAACUUUGAAUACAAUGAAAUAAAAAAUAAUUUUAAAAGGA
Scomber japonicus (chub mackerel) is the source of this 2027-nucleotide messenger RNA. Its product is annotated as non-muscle caldesmon-like. The record is from RefSeq and is a predicted model, not a curated record. The transcript has 15 exons. NCBI's taxonomy places the organism in Eukaryota, Metazoa, Chordata, Actinopteri, Scombriformes, Scombridae. Bases 169 to 1770 code for a protein of 533 amino acids.